AUGGCGUCCCCAAAUACAUCAAGUUCUGAGGUAAAUCUCUAUUCAGAAUACCAUCGAGAGUUUCAAUCUGCCGUACCUCAAAAUGAAGAAGAAUGGCUUUCACGCGCAUCAGAGAUUUCCCAAAUUUUUUCAAAAGACGCUGCAAAGAGAGAUAUUGAAAACAAAUCUCCUCGCGGUGAAGUCUCUUUAUUAAAGUCGUCAGGACUUCUAAAAGUAUUGGGUCCAAAAAGAUAUGGUGGUGGUGGUCAAUCAUGGAAUAUUGGAUACAAAAUAAUCAGAGAAGUUGCUAAAGGUGAUGGAUCUUUGGGUAUGCUACUUGGAUAUCACUUGCUUUGGUCAACAACAGCGAAUGUUGUGGGAACAGAUGAGCAGAAAGAUCGAUUACAAAAGGAGAUAAUUGAAAAUAAUUAUUUCAUGGGAGGUGCCGUUAAUCCAAGAGAUUCUGAUUUGAGUAUCAAAUCAGCCGGUGAUCACAUUGUGUUCAAUGGACAAAAGCACUUCAACACUGGUGGAGUUGUAUCUGACAUAACAAUUCUUGAAGGUGUUUUGGAGGGAACUGGGAAGCAUAUCUUUGCUGCGGUGCCAACUAGACAACCUGGAAUUCAAUUUGCCCACAAUUGGAAUAAUAUUGGAUUAAGACUCACCGAGUCCGGUAGCGUCAAGAUUGAAAAUGUUAGGGUUCCCUGGGAAGAUGCAUUAGGUUGGAAUGCCCAAACCAAGGAACCACUACCUCAAAUCCUUGCGGUCCCUUUUGCAACUCUACUACUUCCCACCAUUCAAUUGGUUUUCGCAAACUUCUAUAUCGGAAUCUCUCUUGGAGCUAUCGAAUCAGCAGCCAAGUAUACAACGACUUAUACGCGCGCGUGGCCUUUCGGCGGAGAUAACAAAGACAGUGCAACAGAGGAGUGGUACAUUCUUGAGCGAUAUGGCACAUUCCACGCACAUCUAUCUGCAGUUGUAGCUUUAGCGGAUUCUGUGGGUAAGAAGUUGACAGACAUAUAUGCAAAACAUCAAGACGAACGAUCAGUUUCUGCAGGAGAACGUGGUGAAUUGGCAGAAGCUGUUGCAGCUGUCAAGGUUGUAGCUACCGACGUUGGAUUAAAUGUGACAAGUGGAGUAUUUGAAAUGACUGGAGCAAGAGCGACUAGUAAAAAUGUUGGAUUGGAUCGAUUUUGGCGUGAUAUUAGGACGCAUAGUCUUCAUGACCCUGUUGCUUAUAAGAAAAGGGAACUUGGAAGGUGGGCAUUGUUAGGAGAGAUUCCGGAACCGACUUGGUACACUUGA
Molecule: messenger RNA, 1284 nt
Organism: Botrytis byssoidea
Lineage: Eukaryota; Fungi; Ascomycota; Leotiomycetes; Helotiales; Sclerotiniaceae
Exons: 3
Coding region: 1-1284 (427 amino acids)
Biological process (GO): L-leucine catabolic process
Molecular function (GO): 3-methylbutanoyl-CoA dehydrogenase activity; flavin adenine dinucleotide binding
Source: RefSeq, a predicted model, not a curated record